UUCAGGGUUCUUUUUUUUGGUUGAUGUCUUUUUAUCCUCCACUAAAAUUUGGGAAUAUCAAUCGCAACCCAAAUACCCAUACAAGCUUAACCUAGGUUAGGACACUCAUGAUAUAAAGCCAAGUCAAGCUAUUAGCCUCAUGUCGCAUAUUCUAAUUAUUAUCUAUCUUAUCUAUGAAAAUCAAUUAUCUCUAUCUAAUAUGAGAAUGUCAUGUUAAGAACAUCCUGAAAAUAUCUAUUGGCAAAUGUUUUCCAGACUCAGACCACUAACCUCAUAUAGCCACCCCUUACGGCGCUUGAUAUGCUCAACUCGACUCCAAUCAGCAUCCUCGAUAGGCCCAAGCUUUCAUAAAAUCUCCGAUGAGGCUAAUAUAAAGACAAUUGCGGGUAGAGUUGAUUUAGAUUUAUUUCGUGAAGUCGCAUGGGUUCCCCAGAGCCCCUUAUUACAUCAACGCUUGCACAACUUUCCAGCUGUACAAAAAUGGUUCCUGUCUGGCGGAGCAAAUGGCCAUAUCAGCUUCACAGAUUAUAUGAAGGCAUAUGAGGAUACUGUUUUGUCCUACGAAUUCACUACCUCACCAGGUUCAGGAACUCAGGCACUGCCAAUAUUUCAAGCAUGGCUUCGCGAGUCGAGGGCGUACGGACAAUCCUAUCUACCAACCAUCAUUGAUGCUAUAAUACAAUCAUCAAAUGAAGCACAAGAAUCUCCAAAUAAUGCAUCAAAUUUCCAACAAUUCAGUGCUCCCUUGAGUCUUAUCAUGAGCGCAUGUCAAUUUAAUAACACGCAAGCUCACCCUUCUCAGCGCGUUACACAUCUCUAUGUUGCUCAGUCCGACAUCAAUCAUCUGCCUGAACCCCUUUCCCAAGAUGUACCUGUACCAGACCUUGUCAGGCAUGCUGGAAAGGGGGAUAUCUACAGUUCAAGCAUUUGGCUCGGCUUACAGCCCACCUACACGCCUUUACAUCGCGAUCCCAACCCCAAUCUAUUCUGCCAGCUUGUCGGUCGCAAAAAGAUACGCCUCAUGAAGCCAAGUCAAGGCGAUGAUACGUACGCUCGCAUCCGAAGGGAGCUUAAAUCCCACGGGAAUUCCCGGUUUAGGGGUACGGAGAUGAUGGGGGGUCGUGAACGUGAAUUGCUCCAUUGCGCCGUAUGGGAAAACGAAGCUGUGAGCGAAGUGUUUCUGAAUCCUGGCGAUGCUCUUUUCAUCCCUACAGGGUGGUGGCAUAGUGUUGCUAGCAGUGGCGACAAUGGAGCUCUCAAUGCCUCGGUCAACUGGUGGUUUAGAUGAGACGCAACUUAUCAUCGCGAGCUGCCAUACACAUUUAUACGAUACUUCGCAACAUGUUACGAGGCGGAACCUAGAAAACACAGAACAGCAUUGCUGUUACCCGAUACACGAGGAUCUACAUGCAGCCGUUCUUGUUGUAGCUAGGCCCCCGUAUAGCCUACUCCGCCUUCGUUGCCUCCAAAGCAGACCCUUGACACAACACACUCGGUCUUCCAAAACAGAAGUUCGC
Molecule: messenger RNA, 1517 nt
Organism: Hypoxylon fragiforme
Lineage: Eukaryota; Fungi; Ascomycota; Sordariomycetes; Xylariales; Hypoxylaceae
Product: Clavaminate synthase-like protein
Exons: 1
Coding region: 245-1288 (347 amino acids)
Molecular function (GO): 2-oxoglutarate-dependent dioxygenase activity
Source: RefSeq, a predicted model, not a curated record